AAAAUGGCUACUGUGACACAGAAGUAUUUUGUGGAAGGACAGACGUAUUCCGUCCCUCUCAUCCAGCCAGAUCUCCGCAGGGAAGAAGCCAUUCAUCAGAUAGCAGAUGCCCUUCAGUACCUGCAGACCGUCUCAGCCGAUAUCUUCAACAGGAUCUCCCAACAAGUGGAGGCCAGCCGGACACAGCUGCGGGCAAUCAACGACAGGGUCACUCUAGCUCAAGCCAAAAUCGACAAGAUCAAGGGCAGCAAGAAGGCGAUUAAGGUGUUCUCCAGUGCUAAAUACCCUGCUCCGGAGAGGCUGCAAGAAUAUGCCUCCAUUUUUGCUGGUGCGGAAGAUCCAGAUGUGCAGAAACGGCCAAGGCGCAAGAUUCAGAGCAAACACAGGGCAUUAGAUGAGAAAGCUUUUCAGGAGAAGCUGAAGUACUUCCCAGUUUGCGUCAGCGCAAGAGUCCAUCAGGAAGAUGAUGCCGAAGAAGGCCUUGGCAGCCUCCCCAGGAACAUUCGCUCCCUCAGCUCCCUGCUGCUCUUCAAUACCACGGAGAACCUGUAUAAGAAGUACGUUUUCCUCGACCCUCUGGCUGGAGCCGUGACCAAGACCCACGUGGCUCUGACGACGGAGAAAGAGGAGAAGCUCUUUGAUGCGCCCCUCUCCAUCACUAAAAGGGGGCAGCUAGAUCAGCAGGUGCUGGAAAACUACUUCUACGUGCCAGACUUGGGACAGGUGCCUGAGAUCGACGUGCCAUCCUAUCUGCCUGACCUGCCUGGCAUUGCCGCCGAUCUCAUGUAUAGCGCUGACCUUGGGCCUGGCAUCGCGCCUUCUGCCCCCGGCGCCGCUAUCCCAGAGCUGCCGACUUUCAACACAGAAUCUGUCGAGCCCUUCCGACAAGAUCUCCAGGAAGGGGCGCCUCCUCCGCCACCCCCUCCUCCCCCGCCUCCACCCCCUGAGAUGCCAGCUAGUGCUCCACCGCCUCCACCCCUUCCUCAGGUCCCACCCCCCUCUCAGCCUUUCCAGCCACUGGGUGAAGAGAGCAGCAAUGCAGUCCCGUCAGCUGCUCUCCAGGGGGCACCGAAAGAAGUUGUGAACCCCUCGAGUGGCCGGGCCACCCUGCUCGAGUCCAUCCGCCAGGCUGGAGGCAUCGGGAAGGCAAAACUCCGUAACGUCAAAGAGCGGAAGCUGGAGAAGAAGAAGCAGAAGGAGCAGGAGCAAGUGAGAGCCACGGGGCAAGGCGGAGACCUGAUGUCGGAUCUCUUCAACAAGCUGGUUCUCCGGCGCAAAGGUAUUUCUGGCAAAGGGCCCGGAGGUGGCGGAGACAACAAUGCUCCCAGCGCCCCGGGGGGUGCCUUUGGCCGCAUAUCGGACACGAUCCCACCUCUGCCACCCCCACAGCAGCCCCCUGGUGAGGAUGAAGACGACUGGGAGUCCUAG
Molecule: messenger RNA, 1428 nt
Organism: Euleptes europaea (tarantolino)
Lineage: Eukaryota; Metazoa; Chordata; Lepidosauria; Squamata; Sphaerodactylidae
Gene: WASHC1
Product: WASH complex subunit 1
Exons: 10
Coding region: 4-1428 (474 amino acids)
Biological process (GO): Arp2/3 complex-mediated actin nucleation; retrograde transport, endosome to Golgi; endocytic recycling
Cellular component (GO): early endosome; recycling endosome; WASH complex
Molecular function (GO): alpha-tubulin binding; actin binding; gamma-tubulin binding
Source: RefSeq, a predicted model, not a curated record